CAAUCAUAAGGGUUCAAAUGGGAUAUGUGAGCAGCGAGAGCCAGUAUUGCACACAGAGACACCAUGAAGCUCACACACUCUCUCCUCUACCUGGUUGCAGUCUUGUCAUCAGCAUUGUCAGUGGAUACUGUCGUAGAUCCAAGAGGUAGUCGUCCUAUUGAGCAUGGCUACAAGGCACAAGAGACCUGUAAAACAAAAGAAUGGCCUAUGUGUACGGAUGACGAUUGGGGAAGCAAAUGUCCAUCUGGCUGCCGAAUUCAAGGCCUCAUGGACAAAGCUGACCAUGAUCUCCUCAAGAAGAUCGAGAAGAUUCGUCAUCUCCUGAACGAGGGAAGGCAACUGUACACCUCAGCUGAUCAAGUGUCCAAAACGACUUACAGUUACCUGAGAGAAAGGCUGACCUCUGAUGCAGGUAAUGAUAACAGGUAUGCAUCACUGGCCGAACAGCUGAGACGGAGAAUUUCAGAAAUAAAGAUUAAAAUUGACCAUCAACUAAGGUUACUGGAAGCUCUGAAGACACGGGUCAAGGAUCAAGUUGGAGUAAUGCAAAAACUUGAGACUGACAUUGACAUCAAGCUGCGUGCCUGCAAGGGAUCUUGCGCCAGCUACAGGGAGUUCACAGUGGACAGGGAAAGCUAUGUGGCACUGGACAAGCAAUUAGAUAAUCUGAAUGCUCUGCCUGUGCAGAGCGUGGAGACUCUCAGUGCCCUGGGAGUCAUGAAGAGCAGGCCGUUGAAGGACGUAGUGUUGCCCUCCAUUUUCAAAAGUGGACUAGGCACUGGCACUGCUGAGCAAAAGCUGCUGCUCUUUGGAGAUGUGGGUCAAAUGCAGCUUUCUCUGGAAGCCGAAGGUUCCACUGCAGAAUCUGCAGCCACCGUUAGCAAGUUCCCCACAGGUGCAGACUCACAUUCCCCUUCAACAUCCCAUUCUUCCCCCUCCAAGCCAGUUCUCCUGUGCACCAAGUCAGAGCGCAAGGUGGUAAAACAGACCAAAACUGGCCCUGUCGAGCACAUUGAGGUAAUAAAUGUUGGACCUGGCUGUGAAACUGUAGGAAAGCAAGUAAUUUCAGAUCAAGAUGGCAAGUCUAUAACUACUCUCAGUCACGGCACAGAUGAUCUAGGUGACUUUGGGGGAGACUUCUUCAAAGGGCUUGGCACCAAUACCCAAAAGUUACCCUCAACUUCUUCCUCACAUUUGACAAUCUCCACCUCAAAAACAAGUGGAAGCAAAGAUGGAAGCAAAGGUUCCUCAAAGACCACCUCCUACUUUGAGGAAUCUUUUGGGGAUGACCUUGGGGAAUUCAUGCGUGGUGAUGUGGAAGAAGAUUUUCCCGACAUCCAUGCACGCAGUUUGAAAUCACAUGAUGAUCGCAAGGCUGGCGUUGUUCCUGGAGAUUGUGUUGAAAUCCAGCAGAAGCAUGCCAACGGAGGUCAGAGUGGGCUGUUCAAAAUAAAGCCAGCUGGAUCGUCGGAGGAAGUAGAGGUUUACUGUGACCAGGCCACAGGGUUGGGGGGCUGGGCUCUGGUUCAGCAGAGGGAGGAUGGGUCUGUUAACUUCAAUCGCACUUGGAAGGAGUAUCAGGCUGGAUUUGGCCAGAUAAACCAGAAGGGUAAGGGUGAGGUCUGGAUUGGGAACAAGUUCUUACACCAUCUCACCACUCAGAAUGAGUGUCUUCUGAGGGUGGAGCUACAAGACUGGGAAGGAAAGGAGGUCUAUGCUGAAUACAAUGUUAAAGUUGGAUCAGAGGAAGAGGGAUUCGCGCUGACUGUGUCGGAUUACAUGGGGGACGCAGGUGAUGCAUUGGUGAAGGGACAGCCUAAUCUGGGAACCUUCCUUUCACAUGCUGGUAUGAAGUUUAGCACCUUUGACAGGGACAGUGAUAAGUGGGAGGAGAACUGUGCAGAGAUGUAUGGAGGAGGGUGGUGGUACAAUAACUGCCAGUCAGCCAACCUCAAUGGGAUGUAUUAUAAAGGAGGCAAGUAUGAUGCUGGCACCAAAGUCCCAUAUGAAAUAGAGAAUGGAGUUGUGUGGCUUCCCUUCAAACCAGCUGAUUACUCCCUCAAAGAAGUGAGAAUGAAGAUCAGACCUGUCUAAACAUUUAAAGAGAUAGUAAACAGCAGUUAAUGGGGAAUAUGUAUAGAUGCACAGUGUUUUGACGUUUCAUUCAUCAUAUUGUAUCAUUCAUUAUGAUGAUUUAAAUCUAUAAUGUUGAAAUGUAAAUUUCACACAGCAAACGUACCUCAU
This is a messenger RNA of Xyrauchen texanus (razorback sucker), 2244 nucleotides long. Its product is annotated as fibrinogen alpha chain-like. The record is from RefSeq and is a predicted model, not a curated record. Gene Ontology annotation, biological process: protein polymerization; platelet activation; blood coagulation. Bases 64 to 2094 code for a protein of 676 amino acids. Lineage: Eukaryota; Metazoa; Chordata; Actinopteri; Cypriniformes; Catostomidae. Gene Ontology annotation, cellular component: fibrinogen complex. The transcript has 6 exons. Gene Ontology annotation, molecular function: signaling receptor binding.